Molecule: messenger RNA, 1474 nt
Organism: Pelodiscus sinensis (Chinese soft-shelled turtle)
Lineage: Eukaryota; Metazoa; Chordata; Testudines; Trionychidae
Gene: GALK1
Product: galactokinase 1
Biological process (GO): galactose metabolic process; carbohydrate phosphorylation
Cellular component (GO): cytosol; cytoplasm
Molecular function (GO): ATP binding; galactokinase activity
Source: RefSeq, a predicted model, not a curated record
CGAGGCGGGGGGAGGUUCACACGGCGCGGUUCAUAGGGGCUAUUGCAACCGGGCGUUCCGUAGUGCUACGUUGCUACACCGCGCUCCUACUCCGGCUCCCAGCUGAGCAUGGCCGGGCGCAGGGAAGCCGAUUUCGGCUCGCUGCUGGCGCAGGCCCGGGAGGCAUUUCGAGGGGCCUUUGCAGGGGCGGAUCCUGAGAUCGCGGUGUCCGCCCCUGGCCGGGUGAACCUGAUCGGAGAGCACACGGACUACAACCAGGGCUUCGUGCUGCCUAUGGCUCUGCAGCUGGGGACUGUGCUGGUGGGGAGCCCGAGGCAGGACGGAACAAUCUCCAUCACUACCAUCGCGGAGCAGGCAGAGGAGCCCAAAACGGUGCAGUUUCCAGCUCCGACAGAAGGAAACCCCCUGAGGCCCGGAGUGCCUCACUGGGCCAACUAUGUGAAGGGCGUGAUCCAGCAUUACCGGGCUGGUCCUGUCCCAGGCUUCAGUGCAGUGAUAGCCAGUGACGUCCCGCUGGGUGGUGGCCUGUCCAGCUCAGCCUCUCUGGAAGUGGCCGUGUAUACCUUUCUGCAGCAGCUCUGCCCAGAUGAUGGGGACUUAGUAGCCAAGGCACUGGCCUGCCAGAAGGCUGAGCACACCUUUGCUAAUAUGCCAUGUGGGAUCAUGGACCAGUUUAUAUCUGUGAUGGGCAAAGAGGGCCACGCGUUGCUGAUAGACUGCAGGUCGCUGGAGACUCUCCUCGUGCCUUUGACCGACCCCAGCUUAGUGGUUCUCAUCACCAACUCCAACGUGCGGCACGCGCUGACGGGCAGCGAGUACCCCACACGCCGGCACCAGUGCGAGGAGGCAGCCAAGGCUCUGGGCAAGGCCAGUCUGAGGGAGGCCUCUAUGGCUGACUUGGAGGCUGCCCAGGCCCUGCUGAGCGAGGAGGUGUACCGGCGAGCGAGGCACGUCAUCGGAGAAAUAGAGCGCACCUCCCGGGCGGUGCAGGCGCUGCAGGCCAGGGACUACGGCACGUUCGGAAGGCUGAUGGUGGAGAGUCACAACUCUCUCCGGGAUGAUUAUGAGGUCAGCUGUCCUGAGCUGGAUGAGCUGGUCGUGGCAGCGCUGGAGGUCAGCGGGGUUUACGGCAGCAGGAUGACUGGCGGAGGCUUUGGAGGCUGCACGGUCACGCUGCUGGAGGCUGGAGCAGCAGAGAAAGCUCUGCAGCACAUCAAGGAGAAGUACAGAGGCACAGCUACCUUCUAUUUCUCCAAGCCUUCCGAUGGGGCAAAGGCUCAGACUCUGCAAGCAGACACUUCCCUUUCUGCAUAAGGCUCUCUUCCCCAGCGCCCUUGAGGACCCGGAGGUCAAAGUCCUGGGCCAGCUGCCCUCCCCUUGAGGAAAUGGACUGCGGCUGAUUCUGACUUCACAAUGGAACUCAGGGAAAUGUACAAAUCUGCCCCUCUUGGGUAAUAAAGCUAAUUUUGCACAA